Suillus paluster is the source of this 886-nucleotide messenger RNA. RefSeq lists its product as uncharacterized. The transcript has 3 exons. Gene Ontology annotation, cellular component: membrane; endoplasmic reticulum. Gene Ontology annotation, biological process: C-terminal protein methylation. NCBI's taxonomy places the organism in Eukaryota, Fungi, Basidiomycota, Agaricomycetes, Boletales, Suillaceae. Bases 128 to 835 code for a protein of 235 amino acids. The record is from RefSeq and is a predicted model, not a curated record. Gene Ontology annotation, molecular function: protein C-terminal S-isoprenylcysteine carboxyl O-methyltransferase activity.
CGUAGACUCUGAGUCCUGACCACCACUAUCCGUUCAAUCCCGGUCAAAUCAUACGGUGCCAUGCUAUUACAUUUGUCCCUGCUAUAAGACAACAGCUGCAUCAGACUCGCAACCAAGUCUCCUCAACAUGUCGCUCCUCAGAAUACCUCUAGUUCUCUCAUCAGCUGUCGCUCUCCAGGUAGCAGUCACACCUCCCCAUACCGCAUCCACCGAGGAAUUAUUUCGUCCGAGUACCAUCGGAUCCUAUUUUACAAAAGCGAGAUACGCCUCGCAAACAAUAUACGGGUUGUACUGGGCGGGGGCAUUGGCCGAAAUAGCUACUAUGAUAGCUCAUCGCAUCGAUUCUUCAAAAGUACCGCCAGUUUUGAGGGCGACAUCCGAGGCUCUCAGGAAAUUCGCAGAUGUCCCUAUCUCUCCCUCCUUUCUUGUGGGUAGUGGCCUCGUGAUCAGUGGUGGUUGCAUCCGCUGGGUGUGCUACCGAGUCCUCGGUCGCCAUUUCACGUUUCUACUCAGCGUGCGCAAAGAUCAUCAGCUCAUCACAACCGGACCCUACGCUAUUGUUCGCCACCCUUCUUAUUCAGGGAUGAUGAUGGUAUGCAUCGGAGUCAUCAUUCUGCAUGGCUCCCGCAACUCGUGGUUAAGGGCCUCUGGUGUAUCGCGGAUACCUGGAGUGUUGCCGCUUGUCAUCGCUGGGGGCGCCGCGUGUGCAGUAGUGAAUGCAGCGUUGUUCAGAAGAAUGAAGAGAGAAGAUAAAAUGAUGCAUUCAGCCUUCAGAGAAGAGUGGGAGGCAUGGGCGAGAAAAGUGAAGUAUCUGAUAAUACCUGGUGUAUACUGAAAGCUGCGCGUUUUCAAGUGUUGUUGCCCAUCUGUUACAUCAAGCAUCAUU